GGUGGUGAAAGAAGAGAUCUCGGAUGACAAUGCCAAGCUUCCCUGCUUCAAUGGCCGGGUGGUGUCGUGGCUGGUGUCUGCAGAGGGUUCCCAUUCAGACGCUGGCUCAGUCUGUGCUGAUAACCAGACAGAGCUGCCACCCUCCAUGGAGCGCACAGGAGGAAUUGGAGACUCCAGGCCUCCCUCUUUCCACCCUAACACUGGGGGGAGUCGGGAAAACUUGGACAAUGAGACAGAGACAGACUCAGUUGUGUCGUCGCAAAGGGAGCGACCUCGCCGGACAGAUGGGCCGGAGCAUGCACCCAGGGUGAAUGGGACAGUGAAGGGAGAGCGGCGCCGAGACCUAGGCGGGUACGAGAGCUCCUCCACACUCAUGAGCAGUGAGCUGGAGACCACCAGCUUCUUCGAUUCAGAUGAAGAUGACUCCACCAGCAGGUUUAGCAGUUCAACAGAGCAAAGCAGUGCUUCCCGUCUGAUGAGGAGGCACAAGCGACGCCGGCGGAAACAGAAGGCUCCACGCAUUGAGCGGUCAUCGUCCUUCAGCAGCAUCACAGACUCCACCAUGUCCCUGAACAUCAUCACUGUCACACUGAAUAUGGAGAAAUACAAUUUUCUGGGCAUUUCUAUUGUGGGACAGAGCAAUGAGCGUGGGGAUGGAGGCAUUUACAUUGGCUCUAUCAUGAAGGGCGGUGCUGUGGCAGCUGAUGGCAGGAUUGAGCCAGGAGACAUGCUCUUGCAGGUAAAUGACAUCAACUUUGAGAACAUGAGCAAUGAUGAUGCUGUGCGGGUGCUGAGGGAGAUUGUGCACAAGCCGGGGCCCAUCACCCUGACGGUGGCCAAGUGCUGGGACCCAAGCCCCCGGGGCUGCUUCUCGUUACCCAGGAGUGAGCCCAUCCGGCCCAUCGACCCGGCAGCCUGGGUGUCUCACACAGCAGCGAUGACUGGCACCUACCCAGCGUACGGUAUGAGUCCAUCCAUGAGCACAAUCACUUCCACCAGCUCCUCCAUCACCAGCUCCAUCCCAGAGACCGAACGCCUCGAUGACUUUCACCUGUCCAUCCACAGUGACAUGGCCACCAUUGUCAAAGCCAUGGCCUCACCAGAGUCAGGCCUUGAGGUCCGUGACCGCAUGUGGCUGAAGAUCACCAUCCCCAAUGCCUUCAUUGGUUCAGAUGUGGUGGAUUGGCUCUAUCACCAUGUGGAGGGCUUCACAGACCGCCGUGAAUCCCGCAAAUAUGCCAGCAAUCUGCUGAAGGCUGGCUACAUCCGACACACCGUGAACAAGAUCACCUUCUCGGAGCAGUGCUAUUACAUCUUCGGGGACCUCUGUGGAAACAUGGCUAAUCUGUCUCUUCAUGAUCACGAUGGCUCCAGCGGUGCCUCCGAUCAGGACACUUUGGCUCCGCUCCCCCACCCAGGAGCUGCACCCUGGCCUAUGGCUUUCCCGUAUCAGUAUCCACCACCCCAUCCAUACAACCCCCAUCCCGGCUUCCCUGACCCAGGCUACAGCUAUGGAGGGGGCAGUGCAGGCAGCCAGCACAGUGAAGGGAGCCGGAGCAGCGGUUCCAACCGCAGCGGCAGCGAGAGGAGGAAGGAGAGAGAGAAGACCGGGGAGUCAAAGUCA
Messenger RNA from Acanthisitta chloris (rifleman), 1624 nucleotides. RefSeq names its product segment polarity protein dishevelled homolog DVL-3. Gene Ontology annotation, cellular component: cytosol. Gene Ontology annotation, biological process: canonical Wnt signaling pathway; intracellular signal transduction. NCBI's taxonomy places the organism in Eukaryota, Metazoa, Chordata, Aves, Passeriformes, Acanthisittidae. The transcript has 14 exons. Gene Ontology annotation, molecular function: frizzled binding. The record is from RefSeq and is a predicted model, not a curated record. The annotation marks the transcript as partial.